AUGUCUUUACUGGGGAAAUUGUUUUCUGGUACAUCAUCUACUGGACAGACGACUCCACACUCUAACCCUCUUGAUUCGAAUUUGGAGGAUCAUUUUUCCUACAAUUUACUCUUCCCAGAUGCCGACGCCUUGUGUCACAAGGACCAGCUCUUUCCCUUCUCAUCUGGAACAGUACUCGCACCUGCGAAUGCGAAUUCUUUUGAUGUCAAUGGAGAGAUUGAUUUGGACAUGCGCGAUGUUCGAGUAAUUAUUAUGCAGGAAGCUACUUCAACUUCUGGAAAUCCAUACGUAUUAUAUGAUAGUCAUACACCUCCACCAACUUCCCCCUCCCUUGAAAGUCAAAACUCGAAUACCUCCGCAUUCCCCACAAGGUCCGAAAACCGGCGAUCAAUCUCUACACCACGAAAGACAUCCGUAGGACAAAAUGCGAGACCGGUGGUUAUACAACAGGAAAGUACGACUCCUCGAGCUUUCGGCGGCGCAUUUGAUCGAAGAUCAACACAUAAAUCACAACCAAAUUAUACAGAAACUGAAGGACAACGUUCGGCGAGGGAAUACAAGGAAGACGUCUCAACCAUUUCGAAUUGCAUAUUUGGAAAUUCGGAAGUUUUGGCGUACAAAGGAACUGGUACCAAAGUUCACAUAUUGCCAUCGGAGUCGAGAUCCUCUGUAGGACCUGGCUCAUAUGCUGCGGAUGCAUCUUUCGGUAGAUCAGGUAUGCGAAGUAGUAAGUUGGUACAAUCCUACACUUUGGAAAAUGUCGCAGGUCCUGCUCCAGCUGGACUUUCAGCAACCACAUCUUCAAGAGCGCAAGAUAGGAAGAAGGUCCUCAUCACGCGCAUGUUUCCAGUACCCCUACCGAAUGACGAAGUCGAUAACCAAACACCAAUUGCAAUAGGCGACAAGGAAGGAUAUCCAUUUCCGAAAGUUAGCGACAAUGGCACUCCGGAAAAGAAGCCCCAGGUGAAGCAAAAGCGAACUCCUAUGUAUGCUGUCGGGUUGAUCGUUCAUCUACCUGCUUCACCACCUCGUGCGCCUUCAGCGCCAACUUCCCGGUCCAGCUUUCGUGGUGCAAGUUCGUUCAAUGAACAAGAUUCAUUUCCGUCAUCGUUCAAUUCUACAAAACGUGCGGGUUGGACUAUGCUUGGUACUGGUUUUGGUAUCGAAUCUUUGGAAUCUUCAAUUUAUAGUGAUGUGGAUGACCGGAUCGACAUGAUCACGCAACAUUGGGAUAUCAUCACGCGAACCCUUACUCAUUUGCAAGCGGUUGCGACGGAAUCCUUGCUAUGCCUCCUUCGACAAGCGGAUAUUAAUUCUCCUGGACCUCGCCGCGAAUCACACACCCGAGCCCCUUCAGCUAGUGUAUCAAUCUCUGGAAGAAGAGUGGAAGACGCCAAGCCUUUCAAAGUGCCCAAGACCAAUGCCAAGUUAGUUCAACUUGGUCAGAAUUGUUUGGUACAGAUUCAGAAAAUUCAUAAAGAAGUUGAUGCUUCUCGUCAACGGAUCUUUAGUGGUAUCAAAGGUCUUCAGGUGAUUACGGGUCAAGGUCGAUGGGGAAUUUGGCGGGAAGAAGCAAGAUUGGUUGAGAGGUGGGCAGGUGGAAAGGAAAAGGGAUUCUUCUUCUUUAACCUACUAAGUGGAUUCUUGGGUAAUCAUACUGAAUGGUUGCAAGCUCUGGGACCUCGUUGGUAUCGUCGGAGACAUUACCAAAACCGGAGAUCUCACAAAGAUGAUGAGAUACCCCUUUCAGCACGGACUGUCAUUGUUUCCAACGAUAAAAUGGCAGCAAGACGAUUGAUAUUUCUGCUUUCUGCUUUUCUACCUGCAGGUCAACAAAUCGCAUCUCGGGCUCAUCGACCCAGUACAUCAGUGUCUUUGGGUGGAUGCUCACAGUCUCCCCCAUCUAAUAUCAUACCCGUCUUGAGAGAAGAAUCUCUUCGCCGCAAAAUCAACAAACGUUCCAGCACAUCACGGGCCUCUCACUCACAAGCCAUGAGCUCUCCUGCCCAGACCGCGCAAUCCGCACAAUCUUCUAAACCUCAGCCAGAACCUCCUAGUGGUCUUGGAAUUACAGUCCAUAAUGUCCGGCGUGAUCGCUCAUCAUCCGAUUUGUCUCAAAUCAAGACAGCAAAUUUGCCAAUUCCUGGAAGUGGUAGAGGGAGUAGAAAGAGUAGCACGGCAACAACAAGGACUGCCACACCAAUCACGACAGUUCCACACUUCUCUACCCGAGCUUCAGUCAGAGGGACUGGUCCUAUACCUAGACCAGGAAGUAGUGGUAGUCUCGCAGCUGAUGAUCUCCUCAGAUCUUUAAAGAGAGGUGAUAGUUCAGGUCAAUACAGUAACAUAAGCACCGACUCCCAAGGUCAGAAUUCAGGAUGGGGUAACAUGAUUAGUGGUUUUUGGAGUUCAAAAAGAAGACCAUCAUCUACGACUCACACUUCAGCUGUAUCAAUGGAGGGAGUUGAAAUCAACGAUCCCUAUUACAGAGAUAUCACUUCACAGUCUCGUGGUAAAUCAUCAUCAGACAAGAAUGAGGAUGUCACUGAAGUUUUCUCGACAAAGUCGAAAGGUCAACAAGAACGCGAAUUGAGGAAGUCGGAGUCUGGAAGUACUGAAACAGCUAGAGCAAUUGAACAAAAGCCAGAACACGAAGUCGACGAAAUUAUCGAGCAAACGAUUCAAAUAUCGGAGCGCAUACCGGAUCCAUCAGGAGCUUACGAAUCACCAGUCAAGACUUCAAUCGCUGAUGAUGGUGCUAUUGAAAUUGAUGUUCCUCUUCCUGAUUAUCUGGCUUUCGAAACGGCUGUUAGUUCGCCAUCAAGCAGUGGUUAUCUUUCUACACCAGCGUUAGUAAGCGGACUGGAAGGGUUUGAACAUUACUCUCGCGUUGGUCCUGACUCAGAUACUACGAUAAAUGUCGGUGGUUACUUAUCACGCUAUCAUCCGGAUUUCGCGCUACAAGCAGUGCCUUCACAAUCCGAUCUUAUCGCCGAGAUCAAGGAAUCAAUGAGAGCAGAGCCAACACCUGUCGUCACAUCAACACCCCAUGCAGAAGAUGGUCGUGCCGAUCGAUGGGUCGAUGUUUCUAGUGCAUUGGUAGCCGAUACUACUAAUUUCACAAUUACUCACAUUCGUUAUAGACGUCUUGUGAAACUAAGGGAGAAUGUGGAUCCUACGACUCCAGCUAUCACCACUCCACUGGAGUCAAAGUAUGGCAAUGUUUACUCGGCCGCACUUUUUACACCAUCCCUUGAGGUGUACGAUCAUCAUGAAGAUCAAUUUAUUGAAGAACAAUUGGUUAGCAUGGAUGAAACAUUGAUUGAAGCUGUUGAGAAAAUCAUUGCUCAAUCAGGACAAGCUUCGAAACAAUCAUCUGCAUGUUCAUCUAGAUCUACCAGUAGGAGAGCUGCCGUUGGGCGAGAGAGAUCUAAUUCAGAAGGAAAGGCUGUACCUGGAGUUGGGGUCAACCUCGAGGUUCCGAGGAAUGAGUGCAAGAAGAUGGUUCUUGGUGCACUUGAAGAAAUCGUCAAGGACGUGGCAGGACGUCGAGAAGAAGUCGAUGGAGGACGAAGAUUAGGAGGAAGAGAGAGAGAAAGUUUCUUGAGGGAAGGAGUAAGAACUUGGUUGGGAAAUGUGGAGAGUGGAAUAAUUUCACCAACAUGA
This is a messenger RNA of Sclerotinia borealis F-4128, 3666 nucleotides long. NCBI's taxonomy places the organism in Eukaryota, Fungi, Ascomycota, Leotiomycetes, Helotiales, Sclerotiniaceae. The record is from the annotation of a GenBank genome assembly.